This is a messenger RNA of Trypanosoma brucei brucei TREU927, 1512 nucleotides long. Its product is annotated as variant surface glycoprotein. The record is from RefSeq and is a predicted model, not a curated record. Lineage: Eukaryota; Euglenozoa; Kinetoplastea; Trypanosomatida; Trypanosomatidae. The transcript has a single exon. Bases 1 to 1512 code for a protein of 503 amino acids.
AUGCGACUUAUAUCUUUGGCAGUGGCUGCAUUUAUUGUACUACGCUCCACAAAACCUGCCAAUAUAGCCGACGCAGCAAAUAAGGAGGAGCAUGCAGCGCUGUGCAAUUUUAUUUCCAUGGCUGGGAGAGUCAUAGCGGUACCAACGGUGCCACUGCUAGACACCGCAAGCUACGACUACAUUCAGCAACUAAACUUCGCGCUCGGCGACCAGCAAUGGCAAGAAAAGUUCUACAAAAAAUCCGAUAAGAAAGAAGUUAAAAAUACAGCAGCUGAGGCCGGCAUAACAGGUGAGGGAGCAGCCGACAUGUGGGCAGACCUAAAAAAAGCGGCGGAAGCCAUGAAAAGUGAUAGCCAAAAUCCACUACUCAAGGAAAUAGAGGAAAUGAAGCUAACAGCAGCGGCCAGGCGACUGGCAAAGGCCGAGCUGGAGAGUCUGGAAAAUGAGUCAAGAGCGCUAAAAAAGAUGUAUCCGGCACCACCCAAAAAUGUCGACUACGAAAAUAACAAUCCCAAAAGCAAAUUACUAGCAGCUUUACUUGGCGCAGGCAACGCAGACGUAGGAACAGCAACAGGCCAAAAAGCGGUGGGAGCAGAAGCAACCGACACACGGCAAGCCACCUGUACAGCAGGCGAAAAAACAACGGCGAGGCCUGCAAGUGCUUUGGCAAUGUUAGCUUGUGUAUGCCAAAGCUCGGGCACGGCAGUGACAAACUUUAUUUGCACAGAGAAAGCCAAGGAUUCAAAUGCAUGGACGGCCAACGCAUACCCACACGACACCGGGCUACAACAUAUCGGAAAAUCGUGCCCUAAACCGAGAACGGCUCCGAUCACAAAGGCAGAAUUAGAGGCCGCCCUAAACAAUUUGCAAGCACUAAUUCACGCCGACGGCACCAACGGUUAUCUUGGAGCAUACGUACAGACUGGUUGCGAUGGCACAUCGCCAAAUGGCAUCUGUGUGCAGUUCCCAGGGAUAGCCGCAACAAACCCUGACGUCGCCACAAAGACCACAUGGCUGUCAGAUGUCACCGCCAUAAUAACAAAUCUAAAGAUCCUUGAACACAACCAAGCAAAAGCAGAAUACGUAAACAACCAAAUAAAAGCCAAAAAGCACCAAGCACUCGCAGCAUUAAGGCGAAGCAAAGCAAUUGCUGUGGCCGUUCAAGUUCCAACACCACAAACCGCACAGCAACCACAAAUUGACGUAAAUACUCGAUGCGAGGCACACAACAAAUCUAAAACAGCAUGCUUAGGAGCUAAAUGCGCAUGGAAGGGGCAAAAGGAUGAUGACGGCCCAUGCACACGAAGCGAACAACAAGCUGCAGAAGAGGAAAAACAAACAGCUGGAGAAGCAGUAACAGGAACAGAAACAGAAAAAUGCAAAGGUAAAGGAGAGAAAGAUUGCAAAUCUCCUGAUUGUAAAUGGGAAAUUAAUGCUUGCAAAUAUUCCAGUUUUCUUGUGAAUAAGAAAUUUAAUCUGAUUAUGGCUGCUUCUUUUGAGAGUUUUCUAUAA